Molecule: messenger RNA, 3894 nt
Organism: Uncinocarpus reesii 1704
Lineage: Eukaryota; Fungi; Ascomycota; Eurotiomycetes; Onygenales; Onygenaceae
Exons: 4
Coding region: 1-3894 (1297 amino acids)
Biological process (GO): RNA processing
Cellular component (GO): ribonucleoprotein complex; cytoplasm; nucleus
Molecular function (GO): protein binding; mRNA binding
Source: RefSeq, a predicted model, not a curated record
AUGGACAUCAAUUCGCUUCUCUCCCACGAUGCAGCGCCCGCCAACCAGGCCCGUAACGCCCCUACCAACCCUCCACGCAGAAGGCAAUCACACAAUAUUCGCUCCAACCCAGCGCGACAGAACAUGACUUCCUCGCCUCUCGUCCACCAGGUGCUGACGCCUUCAAACCUGCGCGACUCUUCCCCGCCUACCAGAAGUCCAGUCGUGGGCCCUGUGCGGUCAAGUGGUGCAACGCCGCCAUCUGCCGACUUGCCUCCCACUCGACAAGCGUCAACCCCAGGAAUGGACACGCUCGCAGAUCUGGCAUCGAUGCAGCAGCAUCAACCCCAACGAUCGAACGCGCCCAGACUCAGGAACACGGAAUCCUACGAGAGCCAGUUGUCCCCAUCCACCAUGUACCCCAACGUGCCUCCCGUCGCUCACACAACCCCAACACCCCGCCCUUAUGAAAAGGCGAUGUCUGACGGAUCGGGAGAUUCGCCUAGGAGGGACUAUUCUAACACAUGCCUAAACCCAGAUGCCAGGAAACAGGCGACCGAGCUUUGCGCGGAGAUCCAACGCAACCCUCAUGCCUACGACUGCCGCGUCAAGUUCAUCAAAUUGCUCCAUCAAGGCUUUGUUGACCAUGUAUACCCUCCAUCGUCCCCGGGCUCUCGCGGCGAUCCCCACCGAUACGAUGUUCUGAGAGACCUUCGAGCAGCGCGAGAAGAGCUAGACAACUUAUUCGCGAUCGGUGAGGAUUUGUGGGUAGAGUGGAUACAAGACGAGAGCUUGCUUGCUCGCACGGUGGAGGAACGCAUAUCGGUGAUGGAGUUGUGCCAAAGAUCCGUCGAGGAGGAGUUUGGAAGCACCAAACUAUGGAUAAUCUAUGGUGACUGGAUGUUAUACCUUUAUGAUGCUGCCUCCAAACCUGGUGAAACAGCCUCCCAAGGCCAGUGGACUGAAGAGGAUAAGACUGUAGGCCGGGAAGUGUUUAGCUGGCAGUCUGUCAUGGAAGUGUGGAGAAAAGGCGCCGAGGCCACGAGAUGGCAUAUCAACGACAGUCACCUGGUCUGGAAUCGAUACCUUGAACUCGCUAUGCGCGAACUUGCGAGCUCACCCACGCCCGACAAAGCAUCACAGGUUCGCGGACUCUUUGAAAGCAGACUUCAAACGCCCCAUUUGGCCUGGGACCAGACUUUCCAAAUAUUCUCCAACUUCGUUUCUACCUACUAUAAUGCGAGCUACGAGGAUACCAUGGUCAGUACAAAUGCAAAAGCGGGAGACAUCAAGGCCACUUGUGACGCCAGAGAACCAAAUGAAUUGGCGUUACAACGUGCAGUCGAAUCGGGGGACACUGCCGCAGAAUGGUCAGCUUAUACCCAAUAUCUUGAUUUUGAGACCUCGCAUAAACACAAGAAACCUAUCUUUGGUUUUCAGCUGCGGACGGCCUUGUACCAGCGUGCUCUACUACGAUUUCCAACCGACGCAAACCUUUGGGAUGAUUAUGUUAUUUCCGUCGUCAGUGAAUCCAUGCACCACCACGUGAACGAACCGGUUAUCCCAAUAAUAGAGCGUGCUGCAAGGCACUGUCCCUGGUCAGGUUCGUUGUGGUCGCAGCUGUUACUUUCUGCUGAACGGGCUGGUUAUUCUUUCCAGGAAAUCUCGGACCUGAAGCAUAAGGCUACUCGUACCGGACUACUUGAGGCCGCGGGAGUGGCUGAAGUGUUGAAGGUCCACACUACCUGGUGCAGUUAUUUGCGACGGCUACCAUUCCAGUCCAACUCCACCGAUGAAGACUUGGAUGUCGCUGAAGUGGGGAUGCGAUCUGCAAUCGAGAGUGUCCAAGCUAUCGGCGAUAGAGGCGACAAGGCGGUCCCGAAUGACCCGCUCUUCCGACUAGAACGGAUAUAUAUCCGUUACCUUAGUGAGACCGGCAGCUGGGACAGCGCUAGGGAGACGUUCAAAGGUCUCGUUAGUCGCCACGGACAUAGUUACGAAUUCUGGUUAAUGUUCUACAACUGGGAGCUCCUAUGCUGGAGUAAAUUUACACAGGGUGAUGGCCCCAGGAAGGCCCCAAGUCCACACUAUGCGACUGCGGUUUUGAAGCAAGCCCUGCAAAAAGAGGAUCUUGAUUGGCCUGAGAAGAUUAUGGAUACUUAUAUCGCACAUUGCGAGCAAUACGAGGAUGCCGAGGAACUUCAAUUAGCCAUCGUCGAGAUUCGCCAGGUCGCAAAACGUGUUGCAAAGCGUCGGGAAAAGGAAGCAUUAGAAGUGGCGACCCAACAGCAGGCCACUGUUGCUCAGGCAGUACAAGAAGCUCAGCAUAACGUGGAAGAGGCUGCUGCACACGCUGGGAAGCGCAAGCGCGAAUCCGCAGAUAUCAACGGAGUAGCGAGCAAGAAGCCUAAGGCGGAGGUUAGUGAAGCCAAAUCCACAGAGCACGAUGCGGUGCAAUCCCUUCCGAAACGAGACCGCGAGAAUUCGACCGUUUCAGUAAAGAAUCUGCCUAAAGACGUCCCCAUCCUCAAAAUCCGGCAAUUCUUCCGUGACUGCGGUAAAAUUAAUUCGCUUAAGCUCAUCCCGGCAGAUGGGAAUUCUGCGUCUGCGAUAGUCGAAUUUGAUACCAAGGAGGAUGCUGAAGCAGCCCAAACUCGAGACCAAAAGGUUUUGGAAGGACGUACAAUCAGCGUUCAACUGGAAACAAAGGCCACUCUUUUUGUCACAAACUUCCCACCUGAGGCCGAUGAGGCGUAUAUCCGUCGUAUUUUCGGCCCAUACGGGGAGAUUGCUGAGGUGCGGUUUCCUUCUCUCAAAUUCAAUACGCAUCGCCGAUUCUGCUAUGUGCAGUUUGCUUCUACUGUCGAUGCGCACGCAGCACUCGAAUUAGACCAGGAGCCUGUAGGCGAAAAUCUCCAUCUCGUGGUAAAGAUAUCCGAUCCCUCAAAACGCCAAGCACGUUCGGGGGCCUUCGAAGAGGGCCGUGAGAUACACAUCUCCAACCUUGAUUGGAAGGCUACCGAAGACGAUUUGGUUGAGCUUUUCAUGGCCUUUGGAAAGGUCGAAGUCGCCCGUAUCCCUACAAAAGCCGAUGGUGGCAGUAAGGGAUUCGGGUUUGUAGCAUUUUCUACUCCUGAAACAGCAAAUGCUGCCUUGGCAAUGGAUCAGAAAGAAUUCCGUUCCAGGCCGCUUCGCGUCAAGUUAUCUUCGCAUACUGGCGCCAAACGGUAUUCUACUGCAAUACUUUCCCGCAUUGGAAGGUCAAAAUCUCCGUCGAUGGAACCAAACGGUGGUGCAUCACCAGCGUCAGCGGCUAUCAGCCAAGGCGAUUUGCCCGUGGGUGAAAAGAAGCUUCGGACCCUUGGUUUGAUGAAUAUUCCGGACACCGUGAAUGACUCUCGCAUCCGUACUCUUGUCGAGCCCUACGGUCCUCUCGUAAAGAUUAUUCUUCGUCCCGACCAUCAAGGUGCGAUGGUUGAGUUUCGGGAUGUUGGCGAUGCUGGAAAAGCGGCGCUCGGCCUUGACGGUCGGGAAAUCGCGCCGGGCCGUCGAAUCCAUGUCGGGCCGGUAUCUGAAAUGCUUAAGCAGCCCGCCGAACACAAGGUUGACCGCCUUGAGGUUGGAAAACAAAAGCAAAACCAGAAACCGACGUUGAUGACGCAGCCAGCGGCCCCUAUAAUGAGACCUGGCCAACAAGGCCGAGCCGGGAAAAGAGGUGGGCUAGGUGUCAAAAGAGGUGCCUUCAAGGGAAAGACCACCACUGCCGACAAUACAGGAGGGAGAGAAGGGGGGCAUCUCAACGAUGGCGGAACGGCAACUCAUGAGGGUGCAUCGACACAAGCUCCGAAGUCGAAAAGCAACGACGAUUUUCGGGCUAUGCUGGGCCAAACCAAAGCCAAGCCUGCGGGGGCAUGA